AUGUUUUUCAAGUCUUUGGACCUGACAACUGCACUGAGACCCUUGCUGUUACCUGACGAGACUCUUCUCUUUGUGCAGGAUGCGGUGGGGCUGUAUGAAGGGAAAUACAAGAUUACCGAUUAUCAAGAUGGCCAUGCCUACUUGACAUCUCAUCGAGUAUGCUAUGUAGCGACGAACGAUCCUCGAAAAUACUCUGUGGCGAUCGAUCUUAAAGAAAUUGAUCGUGCUGAAUAUCAGGGGAAAUAUGCAAAGGCAGGCUUCUUGAAGUCAUCUCCGAAGAUCACAAUAUAUCCCAAGCCGCAAAAAAGCAAUGCCGAUAAGUCGCGCAGUGCAACGUCUAGUCCUGCCGUGCCCCCACCAUCGGCCCUCUACGCAGGCUCGGGCAAGCCGCCUUCUACUCUUCCUUCGUCGAUCGCCCCGCAGAAAUCACCUUCCACCCCAGUGAACUCGACGUGGAUCUGUCCCAUUUGCUCCUUCUCAAACCCUGUGCCUUCAAAUUUCGAUCCUGCCACAGCAAAGGCAACGACCCAUUUGCCACCAUGCCUAGCAUGUGGUAUUAAGCCACCUUUUACGACCGUUCUAAAGGCCGCGAUCAGUGCUGCAGCGAGUCGGGAACCCCCUCUCCCACGACCUAGCUCGGUGCCUAUUGAAGAAAACACAAGCCAUGGCGUUGUCCCUCAAUCGGCGCCCGUUGCAUCAAACUCCGUAUCAUGCCCUCGGUGCACCUUUGUGAAUCAUCCAUCUCUUAUAGAAUGUGAAAUGUGUGGAGCAUCGUUGGUAGCUACAGCUUCUUUAAAUCGGCCCAGUGAAUGUCGCGCUGAUUCCCCAGCUCCAUAUUUCGAACAAUCGCGAAUUCCGAACACUGAAGUGAGCGAGAGUAUCAAAUUAUCUUUCCGUGGAGGUGGAGAUAAAACUUUUCAUGAGAGACUGAAGAAUGCCCUAAUCCAGCGGAAAUGGCUGCUACAAAACGCGCCCCCGGUGCCUCCCCCGUCACAGAGCACAUCAAAUGUGCCAACAACUACUUCCACUAACAUGCUGGAGAAUCCUCAACCAGCACCUCUACGAGUAUCCGCCGUGGGAAUUGCAGGGCUGGAACAGCGAGGACUGGAAGCACGAAUGAACAAUCAACUAGUCAUUGGUAACGCUUUCGAGGAUCUAGAAGCUCUAAUGGCUUCGGCCAAGCAGAUUGUUGCGCUGGCUGAAACUCUGGCACGAGAGUCCGGCAUGUCCACGAAUGAGGGGUCCGCCGAGACCGACGCGGUUUUGUCUGAAUCUGCAGCCGCUUUGGGGAUGGUCACCACCAAGGACAUGCUUAGUUCUGGGUCGGAGAAUCUUUAUCUAUCAGAACUUGCACGCGACUUGGCCGAAUACCUGACGGAUGAUCGCAAAGGCAUUCUACAACGAGAAGGGGGAAUCAUGAGUCUUAUCGAUCUAUGGUCGGUCUUCAAUCGGUCACGGAAUGGAGUAGAACUCAUCAGCCCGUCAGAUUUCCAACGUGCUGCGGAGCUCUGGGAGAAGCUCAGAUUACCGGUUCGUCUACGACGUUUCAAGAGCGGGCUCUUGGUCGUUCAGCAAUAUGACUGGAGCGAUGAAAAGACACUUCGCCAACUACAAGACUGGAUGGAAGAGCUACGGCGAGUUUCACCAGCAGAAUCGGUGCCAUGGGAUUGGACGGUAUUCGGUCAGGCUGUAACUGCUCAAGAAACGGCCCAGCGUUUCAAGUGGAGUGUUGGUGUGGCUGCAGAAGAGCUUGAGAUGGCAGAGGACCGUGGGGUUCUCUGCAGGGAGGAAGGGGUUGAAGGACUACGGUUCUGGAUCAAUGGUCUCAUUGAAACCCCCAGUUGA
Messenger RNA from Penicillium longicatenatum, 1845 nucleotides. RefSeq names its product ESCRT-II subunit protein VPS36. Gene Ontology annotation, molecular function: phosphatidylinositol-3-phosphate binding; ubiquitin binding. Gene Ontology annotation, cellular component: late endosome membrane; ESCRT II complex. NCBI's taxonomy places the organism in Eukaryota, Fungi, Ascomycota, Eurotiomycetes, Eurotiales, Aspergillaceae. Bases 1 to 1845 code for a protein of 614 amino acids. The record is from RefSeq and is a predicted model, not a curated record. Gene Ontology annotation, biological process: protein transport to vacuole involved in ubiquitin-dependent protein catabolic process via the multivesicular body sorting pathway. The transcript is spliced from 3 exons.